Paramecium sonneborni is the source of this 517-nucleotide messenger RNA. The record is from the annotation of a GenBank genome assembly. Lineage: Eukaryota; Ciliophora; Oligohymenophorea; Peniculida; Parameciidae.
AUGGGAAAAGAUAAUGAAAUAAAAUUAGAAAUUACUUAAGAAAAUAAAUAAUGUAGAAUCUUCUUUCAAAAAUCUGUAAAUAAUUAUUAAAAUAUUCUUGUAGUCAAGAUAAUCUACUCGUAGUGUCAGUUCUUGUAAUUCGAGAAAAUCAAAUGAAUUCAAAGAAAAUUUACAAAAGGAAAAUGCUAGAAUGCAUUAAAAACUAUAGAAAAUGUAAUUAUUAGUUUUGAGAAACCAAAAAAAUAUUUAGGGGGGUAUCCCUCAAGUUAAAAAAAUUUCCUAUAUCUUUCUUCUUGAAAUAACAUACAAAUUCCUCUUCAGUUGUUUCAAUGCAGGCAUUAUUUUUCCAAGUCCAAAAUGUUUUUACAUAAGUAUUAUACUUCUACAUCUAUCUUCUGUUAAAAAUCUUUACAAAAUAACUAUUAACAAUUUCCGUUUUCAUAUUUACAAUAUAACAUUUAUUCACACUUACUUUUAUAAUUAUUGUACAUGUGGCAACCUUAAAUAUCAGCUAUGA